Molecule: messenger RNA, 1141 nt
Organism: Dimorphilus gyrociliatus
Lineage: Eukaryota; Metazoa; Annelida; Polychaeta; Dinophilidae
Source: the annotation of a GenBank genome assembly
UAUGAACAAAGAGUGGGGAGAUGUUUUCAGAAAUAUGACACUUAAAGAGUUAAAUGAACUACCUUUUUUAAAAGAGUUUCCGGAUCACUUUCCAAAUUCUUUGAAGCAUUUUAUUCAAAGUUGUGAACAAAUGAGCUUAAAUCGGUCGCAAGAAAUAACAGAGUCCACUGAAAUUCCUUUAGAAAUGAGACGCAAUAUAUCUGCUAAGAAAUUACACGAAAUAUCAAAUAUGGCAACGGUUGUUUCGUCUCUUUAUAAUAAGAAUGAUUGCGAUUUGGUUAUUGAUAUAGGAGCAGGUUUAGGAUAUGUCAGUGAAUUGUUAUCAAAAGUUUAUAAUAUCCCAGUAGUUACUCUUGAGGGUAAUGAAUCACAUGCAGAAAAAGCAGCAAAAAAGCUGGAAUCAUCAAAGAUUAAAGUCUAUACACUUAGGAUUGAUGAUAGCCAACUGGUACGGGAAAAAUUGAAAAAUAUAAUAGAAGAAAAUAAUUCGAAUAAUACUUGUGUAAUCGGUCUUCAUUGUUGUGGAGAUUUGACUGUAAAUAUACUGAGGCUUUGUAGUCAAAUUAAUGUUUCUCUCGUCUGCUUAGUAUCGUGCUGCUAUCAUCGCAUGUCAAAGUGGCCUAUGUCAUCCAAAUUAACGAGCAUCUUCAAAGGUCCUCUAUCUCUAUACGGGUUACGGUUAGGAGCUCAAGAAACAAGAAUUAGAUGGUUAAAUCAAACAGAAAACGAUCACGAAACGCAUGUACGCAAUGUCUUGUAUAGAGCAGUUUUGGAACUUUUUUUGAAAAAUAAAGGUAUGGAAACAUUAAAAAAGACGAAAAGGAGACUUGUGCGACGAGAAGAGCGUCUUUCGUUUGCUCACUAUAUAGAUGAUGUGAUAAACAGAACAGAAUUCAGUUCUCUCUGGAAAGAGGAAAUUACUCAAUUGUAUCGCGAAUGUGAAGAAGCAGAAAAUAUGAUAGAACCUAUAACUUGUCUACAAGUUAUGUUGCAAAGUGUGAUAGAAACAUUAAUACUAAUUGACAGAGUGUACUUUUUGAAGGAAAACGGCUCUUACGAUGUAAAUCUGCUUAAUGUAUUUGAUGACAAAAUCUCACCAAGAAAUGUUGCUAUUGUUAUGGAAGCGAAAAAAAUGUUGUAA